AUGGAUACCACUAUCCUGUAUGAUGUGUGUAAGAAGAUUUGUGGUACGUGGGAUUGGACGUCUAAUGGUAGCUUGUGUAACAAGGGAACUCAGAUUAUUCUUGGAUGUAAUGCUAAUGUGGUGGAUGUCAUGGUGUUAUCUCAGACAAAUCAGGUCAUACAUACUCAAAUUGUUUUUAAAACUGAUAACAAGGUGAUGUUUUGUUCUUUUGUUUAUGCGGAAAAUUACUAUAAAAAGCGUAGAGAGUUGUGGGAGAAUCUAUGCUUUCGUAACAAGUUUGUGUAUGAUAAGCCAUGGAUGAUCCUAGGUGACUUUAACUCUUCGUUGAGUAUGGAGGACAACCUGUUCGGUUCAUCUAAAGUCACGACAGGAAUGAAAGAUUUUAAAGAUUGUGUCAAUGAGCUCGAAGUUGUGGAUAUAAAUAGUUCUGGUAUCCAUUUUACGUGGAGACAGAAACUGAAAAAAGGAGUUGGUAUUCUGAAGAAGCUAGAUCGUAUCAUGGGGAACACAUGUUUUCUUGACUCAUUCCCGGCGGCUUGUGCGUUAUUUCUUCCGAGUAGGAUUUCAGAUCACACUCCGUGUAUAUUGAAGCUUCCUUCGGUCAGACCUGGUAAGCCGAAACCUUUUAAAUUUGCGAAUUUUCUAACUGAAAAAGCAGGGUUCAGGGAUGUUUUUAGCAAUGGGUGGAAGGUGGAUGUGGAAGGGGUGCAUAUGUAUAAGGUGGUUAAAAAGCUAAAAGUUAUGAAAUCGCCGUUACGCAAACUCCUUCAAUCCCAAGGAAAUCUUCACAAAAAGGUUGUGGAUACUCGUAGAGAAUUGGAGAACAUCCAAGCACAAAUAGAUAGUGAUCCGCCUAAUUACUCUCUUCAUGAAAGGGAAGCUAUUAUAAUGAGAAAUCUCAAUGUUGCUACACUUGAUGAAGAAAACUUUUUGAAGCAGAAAGCCAAAGUCGAAUGGCUUGGUGUUGGGGAUUCAAAUGCAGCAUACUUCCACAAUAAGGUUAAAAGCAAAAAUCAUCGUGGAGAUGCUCCUAAAGCCCUGGUUGAUUAUUAUGAGAAGUUCUUAGGUACUCAUGGCACUUCGACUACUCUUCCAGCAGAUGAGUUAUUUUCUAAAAAGCUUUCAGCUCGACAAGCUAAGUUUAUGGUCCGUGAUGUCACGAAUGAAGAGAUCAAAGAGGCGAUGUUUGGUAUUGGAGUUAAUAAAGCUCCCGGUCCGGAUGGUUAA
Messenger RNA from Helianthus annuus (common sunflower), 1227 nucleotides. RefSeq lists its product as uncharacterized. The coding region runs from base 1 to 1227 and encodes 408 amino acids. NCBI's taxonomy places the organism in Eukaryota, Viridiplantae, Streptophyta, Magnoliopsida, Asterales, Asteraceae. The transcript is spliced from 2 exons. The record is from RefSeq and is a predicted model, not a curated record.